UUUUUUAAAACUUCGUGAUUAAAUAAACUGUGAUACUUAAUCCAGCAUGGCCUUAAUGCCAAAGGAAUCUGCGAAAGUAAUAGCAAGACUAUCCAAGAAUGUUUUCAUCGAAGAAGAAGGCGUGAAAAAUCUUGCCUGUGCGAUUUUAGAAGGUCUUAAGGAUCGUGAAGUAAGUGUGAAUAAUUUUUCUCAACAUGAAUUUCAUCCUUCUCCUAAUGAUCCAAGAGCUGUCGAUUGGAUAUUUGUCUUGGAUACAUUGAAUUAUUCUUUCUGGAGUAAGAAGGAUUCGCCGAAGUGGACUGUUCACGGUCAGACUGGAUAUUUUGCAUUAUGUGCAGCUGUUAAGAGGGCUAUAAAUGAAGGGAAACCUAUAGUCGAUCCAAAGUAUUACUCUCAGAUAACAAGAUGCGAGGCCGAACAAAUUUUUCGGGGUGAUAAUCAAACUAGUAUUCCACUAUUAGACGAAAGAGUUAAGUCCUUGCGAGAGGCUGGAAAAAUUUUGUUAGAAAAAUAUCAAGGUACAUUUGUGGAAUGUAUCAAGUCGUGUUCAGGCUCAGCCGAGCAGCUACUCAAACGCAUUGUGAACGAAUUCGAGUCGUAUCAAGACGAGGCUGACUAUGAGGGCCAUAGAGUAAGCUUUUACAAAAGGGCUCAGAUACUGGUGGGUGAUAUUUGGGCUUGCUUCAAAGGUGAAGGAAUUGGUAAAUUCCACGACGUAGAUUACAUCACGAUGUUUGCUGAUUAUCGCGUACCCCAAGUCCUGGUACAUUUUGGUGCAAUUCGGUACAGUAAUCCACUCCUUAGCAGACUACAACGUGAUGUAGAAUUAGAAAAUGGUAGCGACGAUGAGAUUGAAAUUCGUGGAUGCUCGAUAGAGGCAGUCGAACGGGUUAGAGACGAAGUUUGGUCUCUUAUAGAGCGUUACCCGAAUUUGGGAUUAAAAAAAUCAGACAUUAACGCUAUACUCAUAGAUCAUUUUCUAUGGGACUAUAGACGGAAACACGCGGCUCAGUUAGAAAGCAUACCGUUUCAUAAAACCAGAUGCAUAUAUUACUGAGCUUGGUAUCGUCUUUCUCUUGGAACCAAUAUUUUCAAAGUUUGCUAAGGAAACUUUGAGAAUAGCUCAAAAGGAAUUGUAAACAUUUGCAGAGAUUAGUUUCUCGGGUGUAAUGAUUUUCUUUUUAUACACCACGAUCUAUACUGUGAUCAUGUAUUAUAAUUAUUUGAACGACGGAGAACUAUUUUUAUCGUUGAACAAUAUUCAUAGAAUUAGUAACUUUAAAAGUACUCAUGUAUGUGCAAAUGUUUGAAUAAAACGUUGAGCAUUUUUAUGAAUAA
Molecule: messenger RNA, 1338 nt
Organism: Osmia lignaria (orchard mason bee)
Lineage: Eukaryota; Metazoa; Arthropoda; Insecta; Hymenoptera; Megachilidae
Product: queuosine 5'-phosphate N-glycosylase/hydrolase
Source: RefSeq, a predicted model, not a curated record